Messenger RNA from Anolis sagrei ordinatus, 493 nucleotides. The record is from RefSeq and is a predicted model, not a curated record. Lineage: Eukaryota; Metazoa; Chordata; Lepidosauria; Squamata; Anolidae.
AUGAGAGAUGGGAAACUGUGGUGUGCCACCACCAGCAGCUACGAUGUGGAUAAAAAAUGGGUGUACUGCAAUGUCACAGGUCCAGAUCUAAAUGCAGAUGCUCCAUCUUGCGUGUUCCCUUUCAUCUUCAAGGGCACCUCUUAUGAUGGGUGUACAACAGAUGGCAUGCCUGACGGGAAAUUCUGGUGUGCCACCAGCAGCAACUAUGAUGUAGACAAGAAAUGGAUGUAUUGUAAUAUCACAGGACCUGCUGAGAAUGUGGAGAGCCCACCUUGUUUUUUCCCAUUCAUCUAUAAAGGCAGCAUUUACACAAAGUGCACCACAGAAGGUCAGAGGAAUGGGAAGUUAUGGUGUGCUACCAGUAGCAACUAUGAUGCUGACAAGAAAUGGAGGUACUGCCAGGAAGAGCCAGGUGAGAGAGUCAAAAUCCAGCAGGAGGAAAAAGGAAUGGUUGGGGUGCUGUGAGUUUUCUGUGCUGUAUGGCCAUGUUCCA